CUGUCAAAAUUUCUUUUAUCAAAUAAAAAAUAACUAAAAAAAAUACCUCAGUCACUCUGCAAUUCCACUCAACCUCAAUCUCCAGAAAUGGCGAAAAAGCUCGUAAUCCUCCUAACUAUACUACAAUUCCUUCCAUUUCUCUGUUAUUCCUUUACUUCUGAAUCUGCUACACACCGCCGUGUCCUCGUCUUGUUAGACGAUUUCGCCAUCAAAUCAUCGCAUUCUUUGUUCUUCAAGUCCCUGCAAUCUCGCGGCUUCCAUCUCGAGUUUAAGCUCGCAGACGAUCCCAAAAUCGGACUCCAUCGUUACGGCCAGUACUUAUACGACGCGUUAAUUCUUUUCUGCCCCACCGCUGAGCUGUUUGGGGGACCAGUUGAUGUCGCUGCAAUUCUUGAUUUUGUUGAUUCGGGUCGUGAUUUGAUAAUUGCGGCUGAUAUUAAUGCCUCUGAAUCGAUUCGUGAAAUUGCCACCGAGAAUGGAGCCGAUUUCGAUGAGGAUCCUGCGGCUAUGGUUAUUGAUCACACUAGCUACGCGGUAUCGGAGAUUGAAGGAGAUCAUACGCUGAUUGCUAGUGAUGACUUCAUUAAGUCUGAUGUGAUAUUGGGCAGCAAGAAAAUUGACGCUCCUGUACUUUUCCAGGGGAUUGCUCACACGUUAAAUCCUGCCAAUACCUUGGUAACAAAAGUUCUCUCAGCUUCUCCUUCAUCCUAUUCAGCUAAUCCCAAGACCAAGUUGUCAAAUCCUCCAUCUCUUACUGGAACUGCUAUCUCUUUGGUAUCUAUAGUGCAGGCAAGAAAUAAUGCUCGGAUUUUGAUUGCUGGCUCAUUAAGCCUGUUCGGAAAUCGAUUUUUUAGAUCUGGGGUGCAGAAGGCAGGGAGUUCAACAAAACAUGAGAAAUCUGGUAAUGAGCAAUUUUUGGUUGAACUCAGCAAAUGGAUUUUCCAUGAGAGAGGUCAUCUGAAGGCUGUGAAAGUAAGACACCACAAAGUUGGGGAAGCAGAUGAACCUUCAUUGUACAGAAUCAAAGACGACUUGGAAUACUCAGUCGAAAUUUAUGAGUGGUCUGGAACAAGGUGGGAACCAUAUGUAGCAGAUGAUGUUCAAUUACAGUUUUACAUGAUGAGUCCUUAUGUGUUGAAAACCUUAUCAACUGAUAAGAAGGGUCUCUAUUAUACUGCUUUCAAGGUUCCUGAUGUUUAUGGGGUUUUCCAGUUCAAAAUUGAGUACAGAAGACUUGGAUAUACGACCUUAUCCCUAUCAAAGCAGAUUCCAGUCCGUCCCUAUAGGCACAAUGAAUAUGAAAGAUUCAUUCCUGCAGCUUAUCCUUAUUAUGGAGCAGCGUUUUCUAUGAUGGCAGGUUUCUUCAUUUUCACUCUAGUUCAUCUCUACAGCAAGUAGCUCGAAAGUUGUCUGAUGGGUUAGACAGCCUACUGAGGGCCUACCUCAAUCCCGCACCCUCCUCUAUGCCGCUUCCCUUCCCCUUUCCCUGCCCCUUCCCCCUGCCCUUUGAUAAAAGAAAGAGCAUUAUGAGUGAGGAAUUUUGAUAUGGCUUAAAUAAUUGUGAGGCUGAUGCAUUUAUACA
Messenger RNA from Hevea brasiliensis (rubber tree), 1582 nucleotides. RefSeq names its product dolichyl-diphosphooligosaccharide--protein glycosyltransferase 48 kDa subunit. The record is from RefSeq and is a predicted model, not a curated record. Gene Ontology annotation, cellular component: oligosaccharyltransferase complex; endoplasmic reticulum membrane. The coding region runs from base 88 to 1398 and encodes 436 amino acids. The transcript has 13 exons. NCBI's taxonomy places the organism in Eukaryota, Viridiplantae, Streptophyta, Magnoliopsida, Malpighiales, Euphorbiaceae.